Molecule: messenger RNA, 2555 nt
Organism: Dermochelys coriacea (leatherback sea turtle)
Lineage: Eukaryota; Metazoa; Chordata; Testudines; Dermochelyidae
Gene: YWHAQ
Product: tyrosine 3-monooxygenase/tryptophan 5-monooxygenase activation protein theta
Exons: 6
Coding region: 787-1524 (245 amino acids)
Biological process (GO): signal transduction
Cellular component (GO): cytoplasm
Source: RefSeq, a predicted model, not a curated record
UCGGGGCGCGGGAGAUCCCGCCAGCGCCGCCGCCAUUUCACGCCCGGCGGGGCCGCGGGGACACCACGCUUUCCCCUUCGCCUGGGUCCCCCUGGGCGGCAGCUCCCCCCGCCUGCCCGGGCAGGGGUCGCGCCCUGCCCUGGAGAGACCUGCCGAGCCCCGUCCUCCCCGGGAGACCGCCGGGCCGGGCCUAAGGCGUGGACGGAGUUGCCGUUCCCCCGCCCGUUUCGGCCUGAGCCUGCAGACCCCACCCACCCUGCCUGAGCGAGUCCUGCUCGCCGCGCCCCCUAGGGGGAUGGGACUCCCCCCGUCCCCGCCCUCUCCCGGGGGACAGAGUGUCGGUGCGCCCCCCCCCCCCGGGAGACUCGGGUAGGGGCUUCCCUGCUCGGGACCUGAAGCCGCCUGCUUCCCUUGCCUCGCGCUGGGGACGCGGAUCCGCUUGCCGCUGUUCCGGCGCCUCAUCCCCUUUCUUUGCUCCAGGGAAAGGCUCCCCGUGGUCUCCCGGCCUCGUCCCGCGCCCCCUCCUUCGCCAAGGGACAAAGGUUCCCUUAUUCUCCUCUCAGGGGCACUCCUCCCCCCCGUGUCUGCCCGAUCCGCCCGCCCCUCCCAGGGCUCCUGCUUGCCCUGUGGGGGCGCGGAUCGCGAUCCCUGUCCUCGGAUUCUCUGUUUUCGGGGCUAUUGAGUCCCCAGGCACGCACUAGGUUUUGAGGUGCCUUUUCCUCUUGACAGUGUGACAGCCACAGCCUCUCCUUCUGCCUUGCUGCGCUUUCCCCUCUGCCAGCCACCAUGGAGAAGACCGAGAUGAUCCAGAAAGCCAAGCUGGCUGAGCAGGCUGAGCGCUAUGAUGAUAUGGCCACCUGCAUGAAGGCAGUAACCGAACAGGGUGCUGAGUUAUCCAACGAGGAGCGCAACCUUCUCUCUGUGGCCUACAAGAACGUAGUGGGGGGGCGGCGCUCUGCCUGGAGGGUCAUCUCUAGCAUUGAGCAGAAAACAGACACCAACGACAAGAAGAUGCAGCUUGUCAAGGACUAUCGGGAGAAGGUGGAGUCUGAGCUCAGGUCCAUCUGCACCACUGUGCUGGAGCUGCUGGACAAAUUUUUAAUAGCUAAUGCAACUAAUCCAGAGAGCAAGGUAUUCUACCUGAAGAUGAAGGGAGACUACUUCCGGUACCUUGCUGAAGUUGCAUGUGGAGAUGACAGAAAACAAACAAUAGAAAAUUCACAAGCAGCUUAUCAGGAGGCGUUUGACAUCAGCAAGAAAGAGAUGCAACCUACACAUCCAAUUCGUUUGGGCCUAGCUCUUAACUUUUCUGUAUUUUACUAUGAGAUCCUCAACAACCCUGAGCUUGCCUGCACGCUGGCUAAGACAGCUUUUGAUGAGGCUAUCGCAGAACUUGAUACACUGAACGAAGACUCAUACAAAGACAGUACUCUCAUCAUGCAGUUGCUUAGAGACAACCUAACAUUAUGGACAUCAGACAAUGCAGGAGAAGAAUGUGAUGCUGCAGAAGGUGCAGAAAACUAAACUGCCCAUGGGGUGUCAUUCUCUCUUCCCUUCUCAAGAAACCUUUUUACACGUCUCCAUUCCUUAUAGCUCCACUUGGAUUUCCUAUAGCAAAGAGAACCCAUCCAUGUGUAUGGAAAUCAGUUUAUAGUCUUUUCACAUUGCAGCUUUGGGAAAACUCCAUUCCUUGAUUUGUGUUUUGUCCUGGCCUUCCCUGUGUGCAGUUACUGCUGUAGAAAAGUAUUAAUAGCUUCAUUUCAUAUAAACAUAAGUCAUUUCCAAACACUUAUGUAGCGGACUAAAGUGUACCUGGUAUUUAAAAACAAAAAUCUGAACCAGUUCCUGCAAGUUGGCUGUGUUUUGUAUUACAGUAAAGAUAUUAAAAUGUAGUUAAUUGCAACUAAAGAGUGUUCUACAUAGCUUUCUAAUUCUCCACAUUCCCUCUUAUUCUGCAGGGUUUCCUUUCAGUAACUGAUUUUCACAUGCUACUGUGUAUUCUUUUCAUGAGGGUUAUGGAAGUAUUGGGCCAGAUGGAAAGUUUUUGGCAUUUGUAGAUUGAGAAUUACAAAUUUGAGUUGCCUUCUGUGUAAUAUUCUGCAGGGGCUACUGUAUGUCUAUGAAAAUGGGGGUCUCUUCUUACUCAUUCUUCAGUUGCUGCUGUUUAUAAGUUGAUAUCCCUUCCCAAUAAAAGUCACUUACACUCCUGCCUUUGUAGUUUUGGUAUUCACUUUACUAUGUGCUAGAAGCAGCGUGGAACUACUGGAAUACAGACAGUGCUUUUUGGCAGAUUAAAGUGCAUGUCAUUUCUUAAUACACUGGAAUGGGAAAACCAGUUCAAGUUCACAUGUUCAAGUAUAACAUUUAGUACUUUUCCAUGCAGAUUUGUGCACAUGUGAGAAGGUGUCAAGUUUGUCCAGUGAUUGUUAUUUAGAGAGUUGGACCACUAUUGUGUGUUGCUAAUCAUUGAUUGUAGUCCCAAAAAAGCCUUGUGAAAAUGUUAUGCCCUAUGUAACAGCAAAGUAACAUUAAAUAAAAUUACAUUUUAUAAACCA